Molecule: messenger RNA, 3630 nt
Organism: Alosa alosa (allis shad)
Lineage: Eukaryota; Metazoa; Chordata; Actinopteri; Clupeiformes; Clupeidae
Gene: nfyc
Product: nuclear transcription factor Y, gamma
Exons: 11
Coding region: 848-1918 (356 amino acids)
Biological process (GO): regulation of DNA-templated transcription
Cellular component (GO): nucleus; CCAAT-binding factor complex
Molecular function (GO): protein heterodimerization activity; DNA binding; DNA-binding transcription activator activity, RNA polymerase II-specific
Source: RefSeq, a predicted model, not a curated record
GAGGUAGUGCUGCGAGUAUCGUGUAGCAGGCUAGAUUGAUUACUUAGGAGUGUUAAAGGGAAAGCAAGCAGGCGAGCAGGCAGAUUUUUGUCUGGGACUCGAGUGAUUGUUGCCGGAGCUGCCUUUCCACUUGCUCUUUUUUUCCCCUCUCCAUCUCACUCUCCUCUCCUCUCUCUCUCUCUCUGACUCUUUCUGACUCUCCCUCUCUUUCUCUCCUUCUCUCGCACUUUGUCUCUCUCCACUCGGUGCCUUCCCGCUGUUGUCCAAGGCAGAGCAGGGUCAGAUGAAAGGCAAACGCUGGACUCGCCGGGGCAGACGGAUGUCUCAUCUAUCAGUGCCGCCAAAGGGGAGACGUGCAGGCGCACUCACUCACUCACACACACUCACACUCAGAGGAACAAAGAGGGGCUGUGUGUGUGUGUGUGUGUGUGUGUGUGUGUGUGUGUGUGCCUAAACCAGGAAGGGGGAGCAGAGCAGAGGAGAUGUGAUAGCACAAGGGUGAGGGGAGGACAUGCAAAGAGAGGCAGGAGGAGUAGAGGCAGGAGGAGGCAGGAGGAGUAGAGGCAGAUAGGUGGUCGUCCUCUUGUUGUCUCUGGACUCGGGUCUUCGUUUGAAAGUGGAAAGUCGACUCAAGUUCCCCACUCUGUUUUUGGCUGCUGGUGGGAUGAGUCGCUUGAGGAGGCACAAGCUGGAGGCUCCCUCUUUCUCUUUCUUUUCUUUUCUUCUCUCACUCUCUCAUUUGCUAUCGGUGUGUCCCUCCCAUCCCUCGCUCUUGCGCCACUCAAAGGGACUUCUACAGCUCAAGCCUCCUAUUCCUCCUCUGACAUGAAGGGCACAGGAAGCGGUCAUGUCUGCAGACUCCUUCGGAGCAGGUGGCAGCGAUGCCCAACAGAGCCUGCAGUCCUUCUGGCCCCGAGUCAUGGAGGAGAUCAGGAACCUCACUGUGAAGGAUUUUCGCGUGCAGGAGCUUCCAUUGGCCCGCAUUAAAAAAAUCAUGAAACUGGAUGAGGAUGUGAAGAUGAUUAGUGCAGAGGCUCCAGUUCUGUUUGCCAAAGCUGCCCAGAUCUUCAUCACAGAGCUCACCCUCAGAGCCUGGAUCCACACCGAGGACAACAAGAGGCGCACCCUACAAAGGAAUGAUAUCGCCAUGGCGAUCACCAAGUUCGACCAGUUUGACUUCCUCAUCGACAUCGUGCCCAGAGAUGACCUGAAGCCGCCUAAACGACAGGAGGAGGUGCGUCAGACGGUGUCGGCGGCCGAGCCGGUGCAGUACUACUUCACGCUGGCCCAGCAGCCGGGCACCGUGCAGGUCCAGGGCCAGCCGCAGGGCCAGCAGGCCACCACCCAAACCGCCACCACACUACAGCCCGGACAGAUCAUCAUCGCCCAGCCGCAACAGGGACAGGUGUUGCAGGGAACCACUAUGCAGCAGCUGCAGCAGGUGCAGGUAGCCCAGUCACAGAGCACACCCAUAACGAGUGCUCCGGUGACCAUGCAGGUGGGUGACCAGCAGGUGCAGAUCGUGCAGGCUGCGCAGGGCCAGCAGACGCAGGCAGCGCAGCCAGCCGGACAGACCAUGCAGGUCAUGCAGCAGAUAAUCACCAACACAGGAGAGAUCCAACAGAUACCGGUGCAGCUGAGCUCAGGUCAGCUCCAGUACAUCCGCCUGGCUCAGCCCGUGUCGGGCACGCAGGUCGUUCAAGGGCAAAUACAGACGCUUGCUACGAACGCUCAGCAGAUCACACAGGAGGUGCAACAAGGCCAGCAGCAGUUCAACCAGUUUACUGACGGACAGCAGCUGUAUCAGAUCCAGCAGGUCACCAUGCCGGCGGGACAGGAGCUGACUCAGCCCAUGUUCAUCCAGUCCACCAAUCAGACUGCAGACGGCCAGGUGACCACACAGGUCAGCGCAGACUGAGUCCCUGCCCCCCCUCCCUCCAGGUCCUCACGGCCCCCCCGUGUGACGAGGCGAGGGGUGUGUCCUGUCCCCCCUCGCCCUUCUCCAACGCAAUGCCCACGAUGCCCCUUACAUCCAGGAAUGGGGGAGGGGGUGGGCCACUACGCCCGACCCACCCUCAUACUAGCCCUCCUGUACCGUCACCCCAGCCCCAUACACAUCCAGAAGCCCGCCACCAUCGUCCUCUCCGGUUCCUCCGCUCCUCUGUACAAAAGCCGCUCUUCGAGAGCUGACCCCAGGGUCUAAGCCUGCCGUCAGCCUCCUGGCUUCUCGUCCUCUCCCGUCUCCUUCCGGUGGGAGUCUGGAGAGGUGCCGAUGGCUGAAAAGCAGCCUAACCUUUUCAGCUCUAAGACCCUGCCGACUUCUACUGUAGGUCCGACCUGCUGUGGAGUGUCCUGACUUUGAUCUCUAACACCUAGUCCGGCCUUUCUCAGACGCGGGCUCUCUUUCUUACACUUCCUUCAUCUCUCUUUUUCGCUUCCUUUCUCUCACUCUCCUUUAUGUUCUAGAACAGUCUUGUGUUUGUGUCCUAAUUUCUUCAUAUCUAUCUGACUGACUUGCUUUUUUCUCUCUCUCGUUUCCCCUUGUUUUCGUUAAGUGACCCUGAGCUCGGCCUCAUCACUUGGCAUCUUGCUCUGUGAUGUGUCUGGUGUCCUAAUGAACAGGGCUUCCAGGCGAUCUCCUCCAUCUUUGAGCUAAGGAGACCUUGCUGUCCGUUUUGGACCGAGAGGAGAAUCAUGACAUGUCAUGUGUAGCCUAACACCAUUUCAGAAGUAAUAAAAACAAUAAACUAAGCCAUAGACUACACUGACACACGCACACACACAGUCAAAUACACACACACACACACACACAGUCAAAUACACAUACACAUACACAUACACACACACACACAACACACACAUCACUGUACAGUAACAUGAUAAUACAAACUCGAAACCGCUGGAUCAGCUCCAGAAGAUGUACCUACUUUCGUUAUUUUGAUAAGUUUUCAUUUGAGAAGUGUCCAGCAUUGUGAAAUUGAUGUCAAGGGCUUUUUUUGGGGGGGGAUCUUGCACACAUUAAGCGGACCUCAAUAAUCUGUCUGUGUGUGGAGGGGAUUUUUGUGUGUUUUUUUUUUUUUUUUUUUUUUUUUUCUUGUAUUCUUGUAUUUUUUUUUUUUUUUUGUUUGUUUGUUUUCCCUUGUUGGAUAUUGUGCUGUAAAAUUGCCCCUCUCACAGUCGUGAGCAGUGUCCUCUCAUCUCUGUCCCGUCUUUUUCAGUGUUUUUGAAAGAAUUGUUCUGUGUGCGCCAGAACUGUUCUGUCCUCUCUCAUACUCAUCCUUUUCUCACCCCCUGUACAAAACUGCAUUUCUUCUGGGAGCAAGAGGCUCUUUUAUACUCCUUUUAAUACAAGACGUAAUUGUCAAGUAGAUUUUUAAAGAUGAAUGCCCUUUCGUUUUUCACUUGAGGUAUUAUUAUUAUUAUUAUUAUUAUUAUUAUUACUAUUAUUAUUAUUAUUAUUAUUGUUGUUAUUGCCUACAUUCAUUGUUGGUCUUACUAUUGAUAUUUUGCAUGUAGUUACAACUGCCAGCAUGAUAUGCAACUAGGUACAAUUUUUAUUUUUGUUUUUAUUUUGUUUUGUUUUUGUAAACAAACUUUGAAAUGUGGGAAAAUAAAAAAAUGAAACCUAAA